Molecule: messenger RNA, 1300 nt
Organism: Trichoplusia ni (cabbage looper)
Lineage: Eukaryota; Metazoa; Arthropoda; Insecta; Lepidoptera; Noctuidae
Exons: 8
Coding region: 197-1300 (367 amino acids)
Source: RefSeq, a predicted model, not a curated record
UAGAUUUUUUUUCAUCUAUUACUUUGUAACACUUUUACACUUUGUUGGGCGAUGGGGGGGACCCUUUAAAAUGUUUUAUUAAAUCUAGGAGAGAAGAAAGCACCCCAUUAAUUUUAACGGUCUUGCUUCUUCUGUUUUGGAGAAAACUGCUGAACUUAUUGAAUUUAUUUUGCUAAACGAAGCGUACACGAGCGUAAUGGCGCCAUGGUGUUACAAACAUUAUCAUAUUAACUUCUCUAUUCUCUUUCUAGUAAAGAAUGGCACUCCUCACUACUUCAGAGUACCCCGUGUGAUCCUCAUCAGCCGACAGUUUGCAUUGUCCACGGCUACCGACGCUGCGCAAAUACCUGAAGGAUACGCUUUAGGUAACGUAAUCUUCGGCGACUACGAAAGAGAUGAGAAAGAAUGUCGUAUAACCAUCGAAGAUAUAGCUAACGGCAUGGACUGCGAGCCAGCGGUACUGCUGAUGCCCAUAGCAGAUGUACUACUUCAUCCGGAAUACAAGCACUUCGGAGCGAAGUACAGUGUCGCGCUGUUGAAACUUAUCACGCCGGUCAAAUCUAAAUAUAUGCUGCCAGCUUGCUUGCCUUUCAAGAACUAUAUUGUAGACAAGAAUGGAAAACUGACUAAGCUCAAAUUGUAUCAUGUGGAUUUUGUCAGCGAUGUGCCCAGAGAUUUUAUUGAAGAAGAAAAAGAAGUAUUAAGAAUAUCCAUACUGCCAAGAGAACUGUGUUUUCUGUAUGAUUCCGCGGAGAACGCAACCAAGAUGACGAGGAACCGCAUGGCGUGUACUACUGGGUGUGGCUUCCACUCCGGCGCACCGACCAUAGUACAUGAACACACUGGACAUUGGUCGGUGGUAGCGCUGUCGCAAGGAGGCCCAUCAUGCCCCGACCCGCUGCGCACGCGCCGCCCGCCGCCGCCUCCGCACCACAUCAUGAUCCACCCCUACGUGCCCUGGAUCACGGCAGCCAUCACUGGCAAAGCCGUGGGAGCUUUCGCUAAAGAUGAUCCAUUCGGUUUCAUCAUGCCCCGAGCCUCUGUCUACGAUUUGAUUGCUCACGGCUGGGUGGGACACUGGUGGAUGGGUGGUCUCCGCUGCUACGACAGAGGGGAGGCUGCUGACGACAUCUUCAAGUUCUACCACGAGAUCUUCCAGCUCAAGCCAAUCACGGAGACUUAUUUGACUUAUUAUCUUGAGGUACCCCUAGCUCUUGGCACGGUAACCUCAUUAGCACUCGGAAAAUCUGAAUACCCACGUUCAAGUUUUAUCAAAAUUGGUCCAGCCCAGUCGCUUUAG